Molecule: messenger RNA, 1192 nt
Organism: Macrosteles quadrilineatus (aster leafhopper)
Lineage: Eukaryota; Metazoa; Arthropoda; Insecta; Hemiptera; Cicadellidae
Exons: 1
Source: RefSeq, a predicted model, not a curated record
UCCCCCUCCAACUCAUCCCCCUCCAACACAUCCCCCUCCAACACAUCCUCCUCCAACACAUCCUCCUCCAACACAUCCCCCUCCAACUCAUCCUCCUCCAACUCACCCUCCUCCAACACAUCCCCCUCCAACUCAUCCCCCUCCAACUCAUCCCCCUCCAACGCAUCCCCCUCCAACUCACCCCCCUCCAACACGUCCUCCUCCAACACAUCCCCCUCCAACUCAUCCUCCUCCAACACACCCCCCUCCACCAACAAUUCCACUUCACCGCCCUCCUCCAACAACGCCACUUCCAACACACCCCCCUCCACCUCCUCCUCCGCCACCAACAAUUCCAUGUCCACUUCACCCUCCUGCUCCAACAACACCACCUCCUACACACCCCCCUCCACUAACAACAUUACCUCCACCAACAAAAUGUCCAUGUCCAUUUCACCCCCCUCCUCCAACACACCCCCCUCCACCAACAACAUUACCUCCACCUCCUCCUCCACCACCAACAAUUCCAUGUCCACUUUACCCCCCUCCUCCAACAACACCACCAUGCCCACCUCCACCACCACCACCAUGCCCACCUCCACCACCAAGGCCAACUCAACCUCCACCACCCUGUUAUACCACAACUGUUCCUCCCAUUAUUGUCACAACUCCUGUUCCUACCACCCCUCCACCACCUCCACCACCUCCACCACCACCACCACCACCUCCUCCCCCUCCCCCUCCUACUACUACAACUCCAUCCCCCUGUUCCCAGAACAAUGGGUGCCCCAAGCCUGCCGCCCCUGUUUGUACACAGUGCAUUUUGUUUACAGGGAAAUAAACCUUUAGUUUAUAUUACUAGCCUGUGACUUGUGAUAAUUGCUUAAGUAGCUAGGGUAGUUUUUGAAUGUCAAGAGGCAAUGAAUGUUUGAACAAAUGAUUACAACUUUAUGCAAUGCCUUUGUGAGUUUAUGGACUGCCGGUGGCUAAAUGAUAUGUUAUUUUAAGAUUUUGAUACUUUACAUAAUUACUUUGUAUUUAUGUUUUAAGAGUAAUAAUAGAGUAUGGGCGUAUAAGUAAAUAUUCAAUACAUGCAGGCAGCAUAAUCCUUUACAGAUUUUAUAUUUUAUCACCUUAUUUAUUUAUAGUUACCGUAAAUCAUUUCAAUAUUCAAAAACUAGGCCAACAACAAUUUCUCCCACGACGAUCUCGU